UCUCAAUAGGGGAAGAAAGGGACAAAAGCUGCACCAAAAUUAACUUAUCUGCGGAGGGGGUUCGCAAACACCACGUUUCAGAUUGUACUGCGUUCUUCCCGCAGCGGUGUAUGCAGACAGACGAUGCUGCUCGGAUGAGUGUGUGUGUGCAGCACUAGCAGGGGACGCAGCUUGUCGACACAGACAGUCGCGGGCCGGUGGAAGUGGAAAACGUUAGCCCUGUCGGAGGGGGCACAGCGGCAACUAACGUUAACCUGCCCGGAAAAUUAGACGAGGCUUGCAAGGUAUAAUGUAUCAGGUUCCGGUGGGAAAUAUUGAGAAGAUCAGAAAGGCACGCAAGGCGGUGAAAAACGUCCUCAGUGAGAUCGGCCUCGAAGAUUGCCAAAACCUGCUGAAGAAUCUCAAUGAAAGCUCUGAGAAAAACUCCGAUGAAGAUGAGGCCUUUCAGGAAACUGACUGGGCUGAUUUCACAGAUGGAUACAGUACGAGACUGCAGAAAAAGUGGCCUUAUCGGUCUCGAUCUCUGUGCUGUAACCUGUGCAAGUACUCUUCACAAAACAUCUACAACUUCAGGAGUCAUGUCUCUCGCUGCCAUGGAUAUGUUCAGUCAUUCUGUGCGCUCGCACCCUGUUCUCAGUGCCUCUUCAUCGGCCACCCCAAGGUUGUCAAGAAGCACAUGCUGUUCUUCCAUGCCAAACUCACCACCCACAUACAGCCACCGAGGGAGGGGUCAUUACCCACCCACCGUGGAAAUGAGAGGUAUCAGUGUCGAAGAUGUGGAUUUCCAAACUCUUCUAUCUUUGCGAUGAAGAAGCACAUUAUUCUCAAGCACCUGGACAAUUUGGCAGAACAGUAUAUAGGUUACAGGUUACAUAUUCAAGGGACAACGUCUGUAAAGGUCUACUGCUGCAAAGUGUGUAAGAUGAACGCUGGAAAUCUAGACCAAAUGUUGCAUCACAUGUUGGUUGAGCCUUCGCACUAUUCGGUCAGCACGCAAGUGCAGAGCAUGAUUCACGAGAACAAGAACUACACCAUUAAACCAACGCCUAACGGGAAUGGCGUGUUUGUGACAUUCCCGAGUAUCGCUCCCAAACCACAGCAACCUCAAGUGUUCAACAGUAAGUCCUUGGUUUUACCAAGUAAUGGCCAACCUGCUGGGACUGUGGUGGCAUUACAGCAACUACAAGGAACUACAAACAGUACUACUCUAAUCUGUGCCCCUGGAACCAACCAAGCUUUUCUGCCCCCUCAAGCGUCAGCACUAGUGCAGCUAGCUAGUGCUGAGGCUAAAGGUUUGCUUCAACCCGGUGCCACGAUAGCCCUUCGAAGUACUUUGCCCCAAGGACCGUCUAUGGUCCAGCUGCCCACAGUGUCCAAUGUGUCUCUGCAACAGGCACCAGUGGCUCUAGCUCCUGCUGCUGCUCAACCACGACAGACUCCACAAGCACAGCAAAUCCUUGUUCCGUCAGGACUGCAGGCCAACAUGGCAGCUGGAACUGGGACUGUGCCUAAGCCUGCAGUGGUUACACAAAAUGCACCAACAAACCAUAUCACCCUACAAGGUACCAUGCUGACUUCGCAGUCUCUGCUGAGUCACCUGAUCCCAACUGGCAACAACGUGAACGGCAUGCCCACCUACACAUUUGCUCCGCUGCAGGUAGCAGUGCCUGUCUCUCAGAGCUCUAGCACCCCACUCAAGGCUGUUGAGCAAACAAGUAACUCGUUACCACAAACAAAGAAAUGGAUUACUUGUCCCCUUUGCAAUGAACUUUUCCCUUCUAAUGUCUUUGACAUGCAUACAGAGGUCGCCCACCAGACAAAAUCCCCCACGUCCAAGUCGGAAAGUGUGGCGGCACGAGCAGCAUUCCUGAAGAAAAUGCCCGACAAAACUGUCAAAUGUCUAACAUGCAAAAUUCUUCUAUCAGAAAAGAGUGUCUUCCAGCACCUGCUGCAUGGUCUGAAUUGUUUAUACUGCUCGGCUUUGUUCUUUUCAAUCAAACAGCUUGCUGAGCAUGUGAAGCAGCACAAUCCCACAAGCAAAGCAUACUGUGAUUUCCUGAGGCAGAAGUACAGGGUCUACUCGAAAGGUAUUGGCGGAAUCCUGUUCCCUUACUUUGACGUCCACACCACUGCACCGAAAGAGAUCCUCGGAGACACAGAGGUCAAUCUCGCCCUGGUAACAAAUUCCCUCGACUUGAUCUUCUUUAAGUUGCAGCCCAGCAGCCAGCCUGAUAUCUGUCCAGCACCUGUGAAAAUUAACAGCGCGUACUGUCCCUUCUGCGAUGAGAAGUUUCAGAACGAAUCCAAACACCUCCAGCACCUGAAACAGAAACACUUUGUAGCACCCACCAUUCAUGCCAUCCUCAAGACGGAGGCGUUCAAGUGCAUAUACUGCAAUGGGGUUUACACAGGAAAGGUCACCCAGCAGGCUGUGAUGCUCCACAUUCAGCGAUGCCGGUGUUCGCCAAAACCGGUGCAGCCGCCACAGCCACCCAAACCUGCGCCAGCACCAGCACCACAGCCGCCUCCAAAACCAGUUCAGCAGAUCAGUCAGCCACCCGGACUCUACUUUCUCCAAGUGCCCCAAGCACUGACUAUGAAACAGACUUUAGCUCCAGCUCGCUUGAUUCCGGCUGCACCCAGCACAGACCCUCGAGAGUCAGAGGCAGAAAUGCAGUCUAAGCAGAGGUUGGAGGCCGCAUUGAGGCAGGUCAUCGAGGCAAACAAGCGAGAGAGGGAAGAAAAGGCAGCCAUGCGCAAGAAGCGAGAGCAAGAGAAGCUGUUGCCCCCACCAGAGCCUGAGACUCCGAGCGAUCCCGCGGUGAAGCUGUUGUUGGAGCCCAGCCCGGUUGAGCGCCGCAGCAGCGAGGAGCGCAGAGACUUCAUAUCGAAAUACUUCAACCUGAACCCUUACACGACCAAAGCUGAGACCGACGAGCUGUGCAAGAGGCUGUCUCUCACCAAGGCAGAGCUGGCGGCCCACUUCAGCAAGAAGCGCAGCAAGUGCAUGAAGAGUCUCAAGAGGAACACGGCGGCCAUUCUCCUCGGCUUCAACAUGACUGAACUGAGCAAACUUAAGCACAACCUUAUCAUCCCAGAACAGCAGCCCACAGAGCAGCCGCCUGCCGAUACGACAGAGCGGAUGGAAAACAGCGAGGAUGGACCAGAACCUAUGGAUGAAAGCGGAAAUGAGAAAGCUGCGGACGAGGCAGAACAGAUGGAAUGAGUUCAGAAAUGUGUGUAAGUGGAAUAAACAGAAAACAGCAAAUAAAAGCAGAUGAUUAACCAACCAGAGCAAAGCCCUGAUAUUCUAACGAUGGCCUUUUGUGUUGACAGUCACUGGACCAUGCAGUGUGUUUCCUAACCCACACCUGUACCUGAGGGCAGUUAAUUAAUGUAGCCUGCAUUGAUAGUGCUUCAUUUGACUUCAGUGUGUUGUCAGUGGCCCUGUAUCCUGAGUCCCACAUAAAUGCAGAGUCAUGUUGUGGUGCUCUCUAAUAUAUAUAUAUAAUAUAUAAACAUAAUAAUGAAGAUACAGAUGUAUUAUGGUGCAGACCGUUGAACUGCAAACAGCAUUUAGCUGGUAUCAAUCUCUCAUUCAACCACGGCUACUGACUUCAACAUCAACAUAAGCACUCAUUUGCGUUUGGUUGCUGCUUUUUUUGUUUGCACUCUUUAUUUAAGCCCCUUUUGUACAAAACUGUGAUUUAAUUUCUUGUCUGCAAAUAUUAAGACUUUAGUGCACACCUCAGUAUAGAGUUGAGUUGAUAUGAUGCUUUCCUUCACAAAUGGGUUUUUAUUUUAACACAUUUGGAGCAGUUUCUGUUAUGUGCACUGCUCCAUUAUUUUGUUUUCUCAUUCAUGACUUUUUGUAAUCCUUCAUGUUUUUCACACCAUCUCUCUCUCUCUAUAUUUAAACACUUUAAGGGGAAAUGUUUUUUGCCCACCAGCUCCCACAGACCAUUGAGGCAGAUGCUCAUCUUGCAGUUCUGAAGCCAAAUUCUCUAGAAUGUAUAAGUCUUUGAGUUAUAAACUUGCUGGAUUCCCAGAGUUAUUGAACACUUGGUUACUAUAAACCUCUGACCAUGUUGCUUGCAUGAGCCUUUGUUUUACUGUCAGAUGAAAUUCUGAUUUGUGCCAUUGUGAAGUCUACAUAUUUGCAUAGACUUGUGGAAAUUUAACCUAUAGAUUCAACAGAACAUAAAACAUGUUAUUGGGUGUUGAUUCUGUCACCAUACACCAUCUGUUCUCCUGACUGCUGUUUUGUUGUUUUCUUUUUGUACUAGUAUUUUCUAUAAAUUCUAGAGGAUCAAAAAUGUUGGGAGUGGUACAAAUUCUCAUUCUGUCCAAGACCACUGUUGUAAAAAAAAAAAGAAAUAAAGUGGUUUCCU
Molecule: messenger RNA, 4391 nt
Organism: Toxotes jaculatrix (banded archerfish)
Lineage: Eukaryota; Metazoa; Chordata; Actinopteri; Toxotidae
Gene: adnp2b
Product: ADNP homeobox 2b
Exons: 4
Coding region: 290-3226 (978 amino acids)
Biological process (GO): regulation of gene expression
Cellular component (GO): nucleus
Molecular function (GO): DNA binding
Source: RefSeq, a predicted model, not a curated record